AUGAAACCGACCCUUAAGGUCGGUUUGCCUUCGUCUGCGGAUCCUGGGGAAAACCGCCCUCGGGUCCAUUCGGACCACACGGAUGAGGAGGAAAGGGAAUUUCCUCCGCCAUAUCAUCAGCCCACUGCUCCCCUACCUCGGGACCCUUUGCCCCCUCCUGCCGCGGUAGAACCCCGUACAUCUGGAGAGUCUCUUAUUGAUUUUUCUAGCCCUCCCCACACUCAUUCUGGCCAUCCCUAUGCCUCAACCUCGACGGCUCACUUAUUGGCGCCCUUGAGGCAAGUGCCGACAGGGAAUGGAUUGACCUUCAUCCAUAUCCCUUUCUCUACCACCGAUCUUUUUAACUGGAAGGAAAGUCUUCCCCCUUACAGGGAAUCACCCCAAAGAUACGUGGAUUUAGUGGAGCGGAUAAUAGCAACCCACCGCCCCACUGUCCUUGAUCUCUUUACCUUGUUGUCUGGCCUCUUGGGGGCUGAAGAUAAACGACAAGUCCUAAAAGCCGCUAGUGAACAUUACGUCCCUUUACAGGCCGCAGCAGCAGAACGGCAAGAUCCCGACGCUGCCUGGCCGUUGCCUCAUGUGCUUUUGAACCCAACAUAUGAGGCGGAUGCCAAUAACCUGCAUGGCCUUAUGGCCCUUAAUCAUGCUAGACAGGCCAUCCUCCAGGGCCUCAAAACGGGAGUCCCCAAGACGGUGAAUUUCCACCGGGUUCACCAGAUAUUACAAGAGCCAAAGGAAUCUCCCACUGAUUUCCUUAAUCACCUGAAGGAUAGUUUUUGCUGGUACACUGAUUUAGAUCCAGAUGCCCCUGGCAAUGAGGUUAUCUUAAAAAUGACCUUCAUAGGGCAGUCAGCCCCAGACAUAAGAAGAAAAUUGCAGAAGUUGGAGGCCCCCACCGCAGAGAGCCUAGAGAAACUGAUUCAGUUAGCCUUCACUGCGGACCAGUGUGCCCUCUGUAAGCAAGUGGGGCAUUGGCAUAAUGAAUGCCCCUGGAAUCAGGGCCACCAGGGCCCACCCCCACAACCCUGGAAGGGAGGGCCAUCUCGUCAGAUGUUUCAGGGGGCGGUAGAGGACAUGCCCAAUUCCUUCUGAUGUUCCUCCAGUGGCGGCCCUCUUCUCUCCUUCCCCAAGCCCCUGGUGGAGUUGGAAAUCGGGGGAAGGUUAUGUAAAUUCCUCGUUGAUACGGGGGCAACUUUCAGUGUUCUCUGUGAUGCUCCUUCCCAAGCUUAUUUGGGAUGUCAGGUUCCCGUGACCGGGAUAUCGGGAGAAGAUUGGCAAGCCAUCAUGACCACCCCCUUGCCGGUGGAGGGCCCCGGAAUUCCGCCCCGAAUGGAUCACCCCUUCCUAGUAGUGCCUGAGUGCCCUGUGAACCUCUUGGGCCAGGACCUACUCACUAAAUUACAAGCAACUGUCUCUUUUUCCCCUAACGGGCCCGUUUUGACCUUUGCUCCUGAUUGGUCUUAUGUGCUCUUCCUGGGUAAAGGGGACAGAGCAAGCCUGGCCCUUGAUGAAUUACCAGUAGAUUUGAAGAUUUGGUACUCCGGAACCCCUGGAUUCGCCAAAUUCGCUAUCCCCCACCAUGCUAAACUGUUGCCUGGGGCACUGCCUGUUGCCGUCCGGCAGUAUCCCAUUUUGCAAAAUGCCAGGAAAGGGAUUCAGCCCCUCAUUUCCUUGUUUCAACAAACUGGAUUGCUGGUAGCGUGUGAGUCACCAUGGUCCACCCCUAUUUUUCCAGUCCCUAAGCCUGAUGGAACCUGGAGGUUUGUCCAGGAUCUGAGGGAGGUAAACGCCCGAGUGGUUCCCCUCCACCCCGUGGUUGCCAACCCAUAUACCAUUUUGACCACCCUAACCAGAUCACAAGUCUGGUAUAUGGUGAUAGAUUUAAAGGAUGCAUUCUUUUGCAUUCCCCUGACCCAGGAGAGUCAGCCUUUGUUUGCCUUUGAAUGGCAGGAGCCCUAUACCCAUCAGACCACUCAGUUGACCUGGACCCGGUUACCUCAGGGAUAUAGGAAUAGCCCCACUGUAUUCACAGCGGCCUUAAGCCGAGAUCUUGCGGAGUUCUUGGCUGCCCCAGCUUCCCUCCUCCAGUAUGUAGAUGACCUGCUACUAGCAGCUGAGAUGAGAGAGGUAUGCACCCAAAUUGGGAUUGGACUUCUGAACCAUCUGGCUGAGCGAGGAUACACUGUCUCCAAGGGAAAGGUCCAGUGGGUCACCCAGGAGGUUCAGUACCUGGGAUAUCUGAUAAAACAGGGCUUUUGCUCUCUACACCCUAGUCGCUUGAGAGCUGUGGCAGCCUUACAAGAGCCCCAAAACCUCAAACAGCUGAGAUCAUUCUUGGGUGUUACUGGGUUCGCUUGUCUGUGGAUACCUGGCUACUCCCUGAUGGCUAAGCCCUUGUAUGGCUUGACUCAAAAGGACAUGGCAUGGGAUUGGACGGGAGAGCACAGACAGGCCUGGGCCGGCCUUAAAAAUGCAUUAGCUCAAACAGCAGCCCUUGUGCUUCCGGACCAGAGCCGACCCUUUUCUCUCUAUGUUACUGAACGAUGA
Molecule: messenger RNA, 2547 nt
Organism: Candoia aspera
Lineage: Eukaryota; Metazoa; Chordata; Lepidosauria; Squamata; Candoiidae
Exons: 3
Biological process (GO): proteolysis; virion assembly
Molecular function (GO): nucleic acid binding; zinc ion binding; aspartic-type endopeptidase activity
Source: RefSeq, a predicted model, not a curated record